Messenger RNA from Cuscuta epithymum, 1850 nucleotides. Lineage: Eukaryota; Viridiplantae; Streptophyta; Magnoliopsida; Solanales; Convolvulaceae. The record is from the annotation of a GenBank genome assembly.
CUGGCUAUGAGCCCCACCGCCCACCCUUGCCGACUGUCAGAAGUAACUGUCUCCAACUUCCAGCAACCCGAAGAAGGGCGAAGUCGUACCCUUUAUCCGCCAUGGCCGCCGUUGUACCGCCCCCAGCCGCCCAAUCUUCCACCUUCCACUUUAAAACCAAAAUUUCCCUUUCAGGUUUACAGACGCCCAAAACCCUGGCAUUUCCUAAUUACAGACCAUCCGUUGCUGGAUUUGGGAUCAAGAGGAGCUUUACUACUGUGGCUUUUUCGCAGCAUUCUUCCGUGCUAUCAGUUGGAGCUUCCUCAGAAAGGGCUAAGCAAGAAAAAAGUUCAAUCAUCGUUAUCGACAAUUAUGAUAGCUUCACUUACAACUUAUGCCAAUAUAUGGGAGAGCUGGGAUGCAGCUUCGAGGUUUAUAGGAAUGACGAUCUCACGGUGGAUGAACUGAAGAAGAAAAAUCCAAGGGGAAUUGUCAUUUCACCAGGCCCAGGAGCUCCGAAAGAUUCAGGAAUAUCAUUACAAACUGUACUGGAAUUGGGACCUAUUGUUCCAUUAUUUGGUGUCUGCAUGGGGCUGCAAUGCAUAGGAGAGGCUUUUGGAGGAAAAGUAGUGCGUUCUCCGUAUGGUGUGAUGCAUGGGAAAAGUUCUCCUGUGUAUUACAAUGAGGGUGGAGAAGAUGGCUUGUUUACAGGGCUGCCAAACCCAUUCACUGCAGGUAGAUAUCAUAGCCUUGUGAUUGAUAAGGAUAGUUUCCCUAAAGAUGAACUUGAGAUAACAGCAUGGACAGAGGAUGGACUGGUAAUGGCUGCUCGUCACAAAGUGUAUCGUUACCUGCAGGGGGUGCAAUUUCAUCCUGAAAGCAUCAUAACCAAUGAAGGGAAAACCAUAGUUCAGAAUUUUAUCAGAUUAGUUGAGAAGAAGGAAGCUGAAUCUCAGCAGUAGAAUUGAGCCGCUCUCUCUGAAUUUUUAAAUGUCAAGUUUUGUUACAUUAUGGUUUUUGGCGAGUAAUAGGAUACCUCUAAAAAAUAGAGUAACGUAACUAUGAUGCAUAUGAUUGGUCCAAGCCAUCAUUUAUUAUAUUUAAAUUGUUCAAUUUCAAUAUCCUAAUUAGUCUAUGUCUUGAUUUAAUUUAAUUUUGCACAAACAUUUGUCAAUUUUUUGCUUUUAUCUCUGCCUCUCUGGCACGUACUUGUUUUCGUUCAACCACAAUUUAUGUGAUGCGAAUAUGCGAUGUGACUAAGUGAUACUAUUGGUUAUCGCACGUCUAUCGCAACACCUCUUUUAUCUUGAUUUGAGACAAACAUGAUACUAAAAUGAUCUCAUGGCAGAGAUAUUCAAUUGGGAUUUAUAAUAGCUAAUAAUAGUAAUGAUAAUAAGAAAUAAUAAUACUCCUGUUCUUUAAUAACCGUCUCUUAUUCUAUUUUCAUUUAUUUUUUAUUAAACGUCCUUUCUAUUUUAUGAAUGAUUUUGAUAAAAUACCUCCACUUUUAUUACUUUUACUUUUUAUAAAUUACUUUCUUUUUCCUACUUUAUUAUCACUUUACUCUUCUUAAUAUACCCUCUUUCGUACUUCAUCACUAUUUUACUCUUUUUUAAUAUACUCUCUGUCAGGUUACAAAAAAAAUAUACUCUCUUUCCUACUUUAUCAAAAUCUUACACACUCUAUGCUUACCCUAUUAUUUUUCUCUUAAAACUUGUGUCCAAGCCUAAAAGGACAUUUAGUUAAGGACAGAAGGAGUAAUAAUAAUAAUAAUAACAACAACAAUAAUAAUAAUAAGCACGAAGUUUUUUUUCGAGAAUCCUGAAUUUUUCAAUGUGAUUUAUUUGGCGUCACAACUCUCGCAAGUCGCA